AUGGUGCUGCACUCCCCUGGCAAAGCGUCUUGGUGGGCUCCCCAGUUUGGGAGCUGGAGGGACCCCAAUUCCUGCAGCACUGGUCCCGUCAACCUCCUGGGCAGGCGGAGGACUCCCGCGCCGUUCCUCGAAGGCAGCGGCUUGCAUGUGGUUACGGAGAAGGAGGUGCAGCAGUGGUACAAGGGCUUUAUCAAGGACUGCCCCAGCGGGCAGCUCGAUGCCGCCGGCUUUCAGAAGAUCUAUAAGCAGUUCUUCCCCUUCGGCGACCCAACUAAAUUUGCCACCUUUGUUUUCAAUGUUUUCGACGAGAACAAGGACGGGAGGAUCGAGUUUUCGGAGUUCAUCCAGGCGCUGUCGGUCACCUCCCGGGGGACGCUGGACGAGAAGCUGAGGUGGGCGUUUAAGCUCUAUGACUUGGACAACGACGGGUACAUCACGAGGAACGAGAUGCUGGACAUUGUGGACGCGAUUUAUCAGAUGGUGGGAAACACAGUGGAGCUUCCCGAGGAGGAGAACACGCCAGAGAAGAGGGUGGAUCGGAUUUUUGCCAUGAUGGACAAGAACGCGGAUGGGAAGCUGACGCUGCAGGAGUUUCAGGAGGGCUCCAAGGCCGACCCCUCCAUCGUGCAGGCGCUCUCCCUCUACGAUGGGCUCGUAUAG
Molecule: messenger RNA, 660 nt
Organism: Charadrius vociferus (killdeer)
Lineage: Eukaryota; Metazoa; Chordata; Aves; Charadriiformes; Charadriidae
Gene: NCS1
Product: neuronal calcium sensor 1
Exons: 7
Coding region: 1-660 (219 amino acids)
Molecular function (GO): calcium ion binding; calcium sensitive guanylate cyclase activator activity
Source: RefSeq, a predicted model, not a curated record